AUGUUCGGCGACUGCAGCAACUUCCGCAUCGAGACCAUGAUCUUCGAGGUGGUGGACUUUGAGGGAUCGUACCACACCAUCCUUGGGCAUCCAUGCUAUGCCAAAUUCAUGGCGGUCCUCAACUACACCUACCUUAAACUGAAGAUGCCAGGGCCGAACGACAUCAUUAUGGUGAGCGACUCCUUCAAGCAGGCGUACGGCUGCGGUCGUGAGCACUCCGAGCUAGCCACUGCCAUCACCAACUCUGCCGAGCUCCAGAAGCUUCGCCGGACGGUGGAGGAGGGUGCCCCUGACUGCAACGAACCGUCCCAGUCUAGCGCCUUCUACCCGACCGAGGACACCAUGGUGAUCGGGGGUGACCCCAACGACCCAACCAAGACCGUGCAGAUCGGGACCCAACUUCUGACCAAAUAG
Messenger RNA from Panicum hallii, 414 nucleotides. RefSeq lists its product as uncharacterized. Bases 1 to 414 code for a protein of 137 amino acids. The transcript has a single exon. The record is from RefSeq and is a predicted model, not a curated record. NCBI's taxonomy places the organism in Eukaryota, Viridiplantae, Streptophyta, Magnoliopsida, Poales, Poaceae.